Paramuricea clavata is the source of this 789-nucleotide messenger RNA. The record is from the annotation of a GenBank genome assembly. NCBI's taxonomy places the organism in Eukaryota, Metazoa, Cnidaria, Anthozoa, Malacalcyonacea, Plexauridae.
AUGCAAAACCAACAGCAGCGUCUUCCCCAGAGCAAACCAGGGAUCUUCACGGGAUCGGAAGAAGACAAAACCACUUUCUUCCUGUGGCAAAAUGCCUUUGAUGCUUUAGUAGACUCUGUUCAUAUACCUGCCAAGCAAAAGUUGUACUUAUUAAAUCAACACUUGGCCGGAAAGGGGAAAAAGGUUGUCGAGCAGUUGCAAUACAUGGUUGAACAGCCAGAAGUUGCUUAUACUGAGGCUCGGAAGAUACUUAAAGAAAGGUUUGGGAACAACGGGAUAAUUGGUGUAAAUUUUGAAAAACGCUUGGCUACUUGGCCUAAAAUAAAUCCUGGUGAUGCUGGUGCAUUGCAAGAAUUUAGUGACUUUCUUCGUCAAGUUCAAAUUGCAAGCAAGCACAUAGUGAGUUUGAAAGUCUACAACUAUCCCUCACAGAUACAACCACUGGUAGAGAAACUCCCUAGCUGGUACAAGUCGAAGUGGUCUGAGAGAGUGAUGAAAUUUCAAAAGGUCAAUGGAAAGGAAACAUUCCCUUCAUUUGAAGAGUUUGUAAACCACGUGAGUCACGAGGCAGAACGAGCCAACAUCCCUCAGCUAUCUCCUAUCACCGUAUCCACACCUAAGAAGGCUAGAGAUACAAGCAGGCGCCGCCCGCCUGCAACCUUCAUUACUGCUCUUGCAUCAUCAGCAUAUGAAUCAGGCUCUCACGAUUCGUCACCAUCCGAUAUCUUAGACUACCCACUAAACCAACGAUGUUCUGUUUCUACCACGAAAGAUCUUCUAAUUCUUUAA